AUUUUUAAAACUUUUUUAUUCGUUUUUGAAAACUCCUUAAUUUUAUAUGCUGGUCACAUCAUUACAUAAUUCUCUCUCUCUCUCUCUCUAAAUUUUUGGUGUCUUCUCUGUCUCUGUGUUGGACGAUCCUGUGGAUUGAGGUUCGUUUGAGGCUGGAAGAAGUAUAUUUUUGAGCUCUGAUUCUUAGGAUGAAGACGGCCUUCCAGUGAUUUAGAAUACGAUCAAAUCAAGUAGUCAAAAAACAAAAGAAGAGAUGCCAAAGCAUCGUUGGCGGAAAUCAUUUAAAUCCUUUGUUGGGAGUCACAUUGAUCCUGAAAGAGACGAUGAGCUGAAAGGAACAAAAGCAGAUGUUGAUGGCAAAGUGGAGGAGAUCUUAAAGGCUCUUAAUGAAGAAGAUAACCAUGGGAAAGGGCCAGUUGUUGAUCUGAUCAAGGAUUUCUACAAUCACUACCUAUCUCUUUAUGAUCGAUAUGAUCAUCUGACAGGAGAAUUGCAGAAAAAUGUACAUGAUAAACAAGGAAACGGUAGCUCUUCGUCCUCCAGCUCAGAUUCUGACUCAGAUGAUUCUCCAAGGAAAAAGGGCCCCAAAAAUGGUAAAAUGAAAAAUGAUUUUGAGAAUAAUACAGUAAUCAAGCAAGAACUCGAAACUGCAAUUCUGCAGGUUGCAGACUUGGAGAAGAAGCUGACCGUGAAAACAGAAGAAAAGGAAGCAUUAAGUUUGGAAUAUCAAAGGGCUUUAAACAAAAUACAAGAAGCGGAGAAAAUUAUAGCGGAUUUGAAUGUUCAAACUGAAAAAUUGAAUGAAGAGAAAGCAAGACUUUCUACUGAAAAUGCUGAUCUCAAUAUGAAGCUGGAGAGUGCUGGUCAAUUGAAACAAGAGAAAGAAGCACUACAGAUUGAACUUGAAGCAUCGCAAGGGGAAUUUUCUAACCUGAAGGAGCAACUUGAAUCAGCGGAGAAGGAAGUAACUGAGUUACAUCAGACUCAAAAGGCAACUGAAGAGGAGAAAAAUACUCUAUCCUUGAAAAUUUUGCAACUUGGGGAUGAGAUAAAGAAGGCGCAAAACGAAACUCAAGAUCUGGUGACUGAAUCAAGCCGGUUAAGGGAGAAACUGGAAGUGAAAGAAAGAGAGCUUUUGACUCACUUAGAAAUGCAAGAGACCCACAAAAAUGAAACAUCAGCUCGUGUGCGGGAUUUGGAACUGGAACUUGAUUCAUCGCAUACUCAGAGAAAAGAAAUAGUGAGACAGAAAGAUGAUGAAUUUUCUGCUCUCCUGAAAAAACUUGAGGAUCAAGAGAGAGAUUCAUUAUCUCGAAUUAAUGAAUUGACAGAUGAAAACGCUGAUCUGAAUAUGAAACUGGAAAGUGCUGAUAAGCUACAAGCUGAACUGAAUCAGAAACUGGAAGACAUGAAUAGAGAGAGGGAUUUCUUAAUCUUGGAGAAGGAGACAGCCAUCAAUAGCACUGAAGAGGAAAAGAGGAAUGCAGAAAAUUUGAGAUCCAUUUUUGAUCAGUUGAAGCAAGAGAAAGAAGCACUACAGCUAGAACUAGAAGCAUUGAAAGCGGAUUUUUCUACCCUAAAGGAGCAACUUGAAUCAGCAGAUAAGGAAGUAGCCGAGUUAUGUCAGACCCAAAAGGCAACUGAAGUAGAAAAAAAUGCCAUGUCCUCAAAAAUUUUGCAACUUGAGGAUGAGAUAAAGAAGGCGCAAAACAAAAUUGAAGAUCUUGUGACCGAAUCAAGCCAGUUAAGGGAGAAACUGGUUGAGAAAGAUAGAGAGCUCUUGACUCACUUGGAGAUGCAUGAGACUCAUAAAAAUGAAACAUCAGGUCGUGUGCGGGAUUUGGAACUGGAACUUGAUUCAUCACAUUCUCAGAGAAGAGAAAUAGAGAAAACGAAAGAUGAUGAAUUUUCUACUCUCCUUAAAAAACUAGACGAUCAAGAGAGAGAUUCACUAUCUCGAAUUAGCAACUUGACAGACGAAAACGCUGAUCUGAAUAUGAAGCUGGAAAGUGCUGGUAAGCUACAAGCUGAACUGAAUCAGAAACUGGAAGACAUGAGCAGAGAGAGGGAUGGACUAAUCUUGGAGAAGGAGACAGCCAUCAGUAGCACUGAAGAGGAGAAGAGAAACGCAGAAAACUUGAGAUCCAUUGCUGAUCAAUUGAAGCAAGAGAAAGAAGCACUACAGCUGGAACUAGAAGCAUUGAAAGCUGAAUUUUCUACCUUAAAAGAGCAACUUCAAUCAGCCGAGAAGGAAGUAGCUGAGCUUCGUCAGACACAAAAGACAACUGAAGAGGAAAAAAAUGCUCUAUCCUCAAAAAUUUUGCAACUUGAGGAUGACAUAAAGAAGGUGCAGAACGAAAUUCAAGAUCUCGUGACCAAAUCAAGCCAGUUAAAGGAGAAAUUGGAUGAGAAAGAGAGUGAGCUUUUGGCUCAACUGGAAAUGCAUGAGACCCACAAAAAUGAAACAUCAACUCGUGUGAGGGAUUUGGAACUGGAACUCGAUUCAUUACAUAUACAGAGAAGAGAAUUAGAGAAAAAUAAAGAUGAUGCAUUUUCCACUCUCCUGAAAAAACUUGAGGAUCAAGAGAGUGAUUCAUCAUCUCGAAUUAAUGACCUGACAGCACGGAUCAACAGUAUGCUACUUGAAGUGGAAGCUAUACGCAUCAAUAAAGGUGAGUUAGAAGAACAACUAGUAAAUAAAGACAAAAUGGCAUCAGCUCAAGUUGAAGACUUGACAAAUCAGGUCAAUGCAAAGCAACAGGAACUGGAAUCUCUACUCAUCCAAAAAACUGAAACAGAAACAGUACUGGAGAAAAAGAGUCAAGAAAUUUCUGAGUUCCUAAUUAAGAUUGAGACAUUAAAGGAGGAGUUGGCUAACAAGAACUCAGAACAACAGAAGACAUUUGAAGAAAAGGAGAGUCUUGUAUUACAGGUGAAGGAUCUGGAAUUGGAGCUUAACUCAUUAGGUGACAUAAAAAUUGAACUGGAGGAGCAGCUAAGAUGCAAAAGCAAGGAAAUUUCGGAACUCCAAAAUCUGGUAGUGACUUUAAACGGGGAGUGUGGAACCAAGACUGCAGAGAAACAGAAGCUACUGGAAGAGAGGGAGAAUUUUGUGUCACGAAUAAAAGACUUGGAACUGGAGCUCAACAAUUUAAGCAACCUGAAAAAUGAAUUAGAAGAGCAGCUGAAAAGCAAAAGCGAGGGCUUUGUUCAGUUGCAACAGGAAACAGAAAGCCUGCAAGUUAAAACUUCAGAGAUGGAGAGGUCAUUAAAAGAGAAAGAGGAUGAACUCUCCAGUGUACAGAAGCAAUCUGAAGAUAGGGAGAGUGAAGCGUCUGCUCAAAUCAUGGCUUUGACCGCGGAAAUAAGCAAUUUCCAAGAGCAAUUGGGUCUUUUAAGAGCACAGAAAAUUGAAGGAGAUUCCAUUCUUGAGAAAAGAAGUGGAGAAAUAUCAGAAUUUCUUAUUCAGAUAGAAAGGUUAAAAGAGGAAUUAUCGAGCAAAACGAGAAUACUGGAAGAAAAAGAGGGUCUGGAAAGAAAUAUUUCUGAAUUGGAGAAAAUACUAAAAGAGAGAGUAGAUGAGGUCAAUGCUGUCGAGAAAAAAAUGGAGGAUGUGCAGAAUGAAGCGUCCACUCAAAUUGCUACGUUAACAGAACAGGUUAACCAUUUGCAUCAGCAAAUAGACUCACUGCAUUCAGAUAAAAGGCAGUUGGAGGAGCUAACAGAAAGAAGUAAACAAGAGUCUAUCGAAAGUUUGGCUCAAGCCGAGAAUCAGACAAAGGAAUUAGUGAAGAAGAUCGCAGACCAGGAUACAGUGCUGAAAGAAGAGGAGGGUGCAUUCAUCAAAUUAAGCGAAGAGCACAAAAAACUCGAGGGUCGGUUUCAAAUCUGUGAGGAAAAUCUCAAAUCUGCAGAAAAGAAGAUAGAAGAGAUGACAGAACAGUUCCACAAGGAUAUUGAUACCAAAAAUCAGAAAGUUGAUGAAUUGGAAGAAAACAUUGAAGACCUGAAAAGAGAUCUGGAGAUGAAAGAAGAUGAACUUGCUACAUUGGUUGAGAAUGUACGAAAUACUGAAGUCAAGCUCCGGUUAACAAAUCAAAAGCUCCGAAUCACAGAACAGUUGCUGACUGAGAAGGAAGAGGACCAGAGGAGCAAAAUAGAGAAGUUGCUGCAAGAACAAAACGUACUUCAGGAGAAAAUUGCAUCAUUGUCUGGAACACUUGCUACUUACAAAGAGGCUCAAAUGAAAAUCGUAACAGAUGUAUCAGAGAGAGUAAAUGAAACCUUGACGGGAUUUGAUGCAUUUAGCGUUAAGUUUGAGGAAGAUUACGGUCACUUAGAGUCCAGAAUUUAUGAAAUCGUGAAUGAGCUUAAGGUUGCAGCUAACUGGAUAAAAGAGACCACGGCUGAGAAAGAUGAGCUAAAGAAGGAAAUCGCCAACUUAGUUCAGCAACUGAAAAAUGAGAAAGGACUAGAGUUGCUUUUGAGAGAGAAGGUUGAAGAACUUGAGACAACAUUGCAGAAGGCCAAAGACGAGAAGGAAAAUUUGGAGAAAACGGUAACAGAACGAGAAGAAAAGUUGGGAGAGCUGGAGAAAAUGGUACAAGAAAGGGAUGAAAAGAUGAAUGAGAAAGAUCAGGGAUUCUUGAGUCUAAGUGCCGAGAAAAGAAUGGCAAUAAGAGAACUCUGUACUUGGAUUGAUUAUUACCGCAAUCGCUAUGAUGAUCUGAAAGAAAUGAUCACAAAGUCGACUGGUGGAAGAAGGCAGAUAGCCACAUAAUGCAUGGGUGAUAUGUAGUAUUAGAUCAUCUGGACAAUACAAGAUUUUAGCUUUGCUGAAAUCUGAAGCUGAAAUCUGCUAGCAGUUUGCUGAGGCAUAACAGAACCGAACCAUGGAACCCUUACCCAUGGAAGCUUUCCGAAAACAGAUUCGAGAUUCUAAACGUGGACGUCGUCCAUUCAAAUGAUGACAAUAUAAUCGUGGUCAGAUAGUCAUGCUCACUUUUAUUUAGGGAUGUUUGGUUUAUACAUUUAGCAUGGAUUGUGAUUGGUAUAUUUGUGGAAUAAGGUAACUCCUGAAUUUCUCAGGAUAUUGUAAGUAUGUGCUGGCUGAUAUAAUCAGUGAGCAGACUAUACCGUUUUCAGGUUGUACAGAGCAUAAUUGCAAUUUGUUUUGGUUGUGCUUUAUUUAAUUUAAUCAAUUGUUGCGUUAUGCAAACAUUAUUAGGAAUUUUUGUAUUGCAAUUCUGUAACAAUUAUUGUGGCUUGUUUUAA
This is a messenger RNA of Olea europaea var. sylvestris, 5274 nucleotides long. RefSeq names its product COP1-interactive protein 1-like. Gene Ontology annotation, molecular function: actin binding. The transcript is spliced from 3 exons. The coding region runs from base 254 to 4780 and encodes 1508 amino acids. Lineage: Eukaryota; Viridiplantae; Streptophyta; Magnoliopsida; Lamiales; Oleaceae. The record is from RefSeq and is a predicted model, not a curated record.